AUGCUCCAAAGUGGGUUUGGUAUAAUAAUUAGACUCCAAAGUGGUUAUGGCAUUACUCGGAUUUCAAGUCAUUAUGCAAAUGAGGGAAUAAGAAUGAAUCAAGUUGCUAUGGAUAAAGAAAUGCAUAAGAGUCAGAUCUUUACCAAUGUUGAACCUUCUCUGCCAAGAAUCUUAAUUACACAUAGCCUUCGAAUUACCACUGCUCCUGCAAGAUUUGUGGGAAAUGGUCUUCGGAUGGUUGAGUUGUCUUGGAAAAUAGCGGUUACUGAAACAUCAUUGAAACAUCAUUUGGCAAGCAAAGAAUCUUCAAACUUCUCUCUGCUCCUCUCACCUUCAUUCUUCAAUUCUCUGAAGAAUCACAGAACAAACUCUCAUCUUCUCUUUGCUUUUCUUCUUCAACCUUCCAUAAUUCUUCAUUCUCUUAAGAAGAAUCGCCGAAAAAUCCCAAGAAACACUCUCUACGCCAUAACCACGUCUUCUCUUCUUUCUUCAUCAUCACAAACUUUCUCUCCUCCUCUCAUAUUUAUCCUCAUCGUGCUUCAUCUUGAGGAAUCACCAGAAAUCAGAAAACUCAACUCUGAAUUCUCUCAGAAAUUGCAUAAUUAUCAUAUACUGCUUCAUCGAUUCUUCAUCAUCUUCUACAAUUUCCUCACGGUUCUCCAAGCCUCGUCGCUUCAAUUUCCUGUAACUAACAUCGUCAAACAUCUCUUGUACAACAACAACUUCACAUCUUCAAUUUUCCUCACUGCAAACAAGCAACAACAACAACAUCACUGCGCAGCCGCAACUUCAAACAACGACGCAAAAACGAGAAAAAGAAGAGGCGAAAAAGAGAGGAGUUAG
Messenger RNA from Vicia faba (fava bean), 843 nucleotides. The record is from the annotation of a GenBank genome assembly. NCBI's taxonomy places the organism in Eukaryota, Viridiplantae, Streptophyta, Magnoliopsida, Fabales, Fabaceae.